Molecule: messenger RNA, 1405 nt
Organism: Erinaceus europaeus (western European hedgehog)
Lineage: Eukaryota; Metazoa; Chordata; Mammalia; Eulipotyphla; Erinaceidae
Product: C2 calcium-dependent domain-containing protein 4A-like
Exons: 2
Coding region: 273-1133 (286 amino acids)
Source: RefSeq, a predicted model, not a curated record
GGUCCCUGCGGGGCGACACAUUUAGCUCUUGGCCCCAGGAACUUCCUGCUUCCACUCGUCCGGCCUCCCCCCGGGAAGCUGGGCACCUCGGGCCGGGCAGCCUGGCUCACAGCCCCCAGCUGAAGCGGUGGCCCUGGGCGGGAACCUCUGUCCGGCCGCGGUGCUGAAGGUGGCGCCCCCGAGGGGACCCGGGAGUGACCUGCGCGGGGCUGCCACGCAAACGCCGUGACCCAAGUCCAGAGACAGGUGCACCGCCGCCCAGGCCUGGGAGGAUGCAGCUGCUCGGGAGGCUGCGCGCCCCCGCGCCCGCGCCCGCGCCCGCCUGCGCCAACGUGCUGACCCCCGGCCGCAUCCCCGAGUUCUGCAUCCCGCCCCGUCUGGGGGCGCCGAUUGCGCCCGAGUCUCCGCCGCCCGCCGCCGCCGCCGCCGCCGCCGCCCUGCCCCGCCGCUGUGCCGCCGAGCCGGACCUGUGGCCGCGGGGGGCCGACCCCAGCCCCGACCCCGACCCCGACCCCGACCCCGACGCGGGGCGCACGGACUGGGACCCGCGCUCGCAGGCCGCGCUCUCGCUGCCGCACCUGCCCCGGGCGCGCACGGCCUACGGCUUCUGCGCGCUGCUCGAGAGCCCGCACACGCGCCGCAAGGAGUCGCUGCUGCUCGGCGGGCCCCGCAUCCCCGCGCUCCCGCGCCCGCCCGCCGCCCCGCCGCGCGCGCUGCGCCCCGGCCCCGACCCCGGCCCCGGGGACGCGCCCCGCCGGCCCCCGCGCGCCCCCGCCGCCGCCCGCCGCCUCCUGCGCGCCCCCGAGGGGCUGCUGAGCCGCGCGCGCCGCGCACACCGGAGCCUCGGCCUGGCCCGCGGCCGCUCCGCAUCCGGCGGGGACGAGCGCGCCGACGGGAGCGAGCGCGCCGGCGGCUUCGGGGACGAGCCUCCCGCGGGCCCCCUGCGCGCGGCCGCCGCCUCCAGCCCGGCCCGAGGGCGCCCCCGCGUCCGUCUGCUCGGCACCGCCGCCCCGGCAGCCCAGCCCCGCGCCCCCCCGGCCUCCCGCGCCGGCUCCGGGCUGCGGCCCCCCGGCCCCGCUCGCCCGCGCCGCCCCGUCGGGGUCCCGCCCCGCCUGCCGCCGGCUGCACAAUAAAACUUAUUUAUUCGCUUUUUUUUUCCUACUAGCCAGCUUGCCUUAGCGGUGUCCUUUGUUGUUGUUACUGUUAUUCUGUUUUGGUUUUUUUUUUUUUUUUGGGGGGGGUUGUGGUCAUUUAGGUUGGGGAGAGGGAGCAGCUAAUGGAAGAAUCACAAGACAGUCAAGUUUCAGGGGGAAGCUGAGCAUUUUAUUGGGAGAGAGGACAGGAAAGGAGAAGAAAGUACAGGCCAGGUAGGCAGAGAGAGACCCUCAGGGGAUGAGCUUCAGCC